ACGCCAGUCGAACAACCAAGGGUCGAGCGGCCCAGGAUCGAACAAGCAAGGGUCGAACAACCUCAAAAUGAGCAGCAACCCCCUGAGCGCGAACAACAUGCACAAUCGCAUGAAAGGCAAAACAGGAGAGUAGACGAGGAGGAGUCCUCUGUCAGAACCGUUAAUCCACAAGCCAGAAACGACACGCUGGAGCAGCUGUUAGCACAGGUCCGAGACUUGCAGGCUCGGGUGGAAGGAAGAAAAACGGGAAGCUCGAGGGGACACCCUUUUUCACAACAUAUUUUAGAUGCCGAUCCUCAAGGGUUCAGGGAACUUAAUAUCUGGUAUGACGGGUCGACUGAUCCCUCUCGACAUCUCAGAAGCUUCGAAAAUAUGGCAGUAUUGCAUCGAUAUAACGACCUCGUUCAGUGUCGAGCAUUCCCGACGACCCUGCGAGGACCAGCACAGGAUUGGUUUCAUCAAUUGCCCCCAGGGGCCGUCAGGGAUUUCGAUGGGUUUAGCUCGAGUUUCCUAAACCAAUUCGCAAGUGUAAAAGCCCAAGUAAAGUCUUACCUUACAUUGAUAGGUAUGCAGCAGAAAGAGGGGGAAUCACUGAGGGACUACGUGGCGAGGUACACACGGGCGUGUGUCGACGUCCCCUCAGCCACUGAGGAGAUCAAGUCGGGAGGACUCACUCGAGGGCUACUCCCGGGACUGUGCAGAAAUUCCCUAGCGAAACGACCCGGGAGGACGUUAGAUGAAGUAUUGGGAAGGUGCGCCAAGUACAUGAAUGUCGAGGAAGCCGAAGCUGAUUUUCUGCAAGCAGCCAAGCCAAAAACUGAGCCUCGGGACGAGAAGCAGGAUAAAAAGCUUGUCGCGACAACUGAAAGGAAAGGAUCCCCGAGGACCGAAAGAGAAGGACGAUCAAGGGGGUGGAGGACAGCCCAAUAUACUCCUCUGUCGGCCUCGCAUGCAAGGAUACUGGAGGUUAUGGAGAGAGAGAUCCGUGAUAACGUUGUUAGGUGGCCACGGACGAGAAAAGAUGGGCCGACAAAACCUAAAAGUAACCUGUAUUGUCGAUUUCACAAAGACUACGGCCAUAACACCGAUGAAUGUCGGCACCUAAAUAAUGAAAUCGAGAGACUAAUCAAAGCAGGCCAUCUGAAGGAAUUCAUUUAUAAAGAUCGAGAACGAACCAGUCGGCGAGGGGAGAGAAGCAAAAGCCCUCACAAGAGGGCAAGAACACCCGAUAAGGAGGAGCUGCCCCAGAAAAGAGGAAUAAUUCAUUUGAUAUUCGGAGGGCCAACCGAUG
This is a messenger RNA of Striga hermonthica, 1291 nucleotides long. NCBI's taxonomy places the organism in Eukaryota, Viridiplantae, Streptophyta, Magnoliopsida, Lamiales, Orobanchaceae. The record is from the annotation of a GenBank genome assembly.